GAACUACUAGAAUUUAAAAAGCAGUUGUAAAUGCACAGCUCGCCCAGUCAGCAUGGUAAUUGAAUUAGUUAUCAUUUAGGCAUCUAUGGUGGUGACUGCCUUUCUUUUCUUAUUUUGUUUUUAGGUUUCACAAUAGUCCGCUUCGCCGAAACUAAUGAUGUGGAAGCAGUCCCUUCGUCAUGGGUGUGCGGCCAUACGUGCUUGUGGCCAGUGGCCUACACCCCUGCCCGCCUCACAAAGGCUAUAUCGCAUUGUGAACUCCCUAGUGCCUCAUUUUCGAAGCACCGGGUGGUCGUCAUAGCUACAGCAAGUACAUACCUGCAUGCAAGAGCAAAGGCACGGGAGGCAGAAGAUACGGACAACGUGCCUGCUACAGAUACUGAAAUGGGCAGAGGCAAACGUCGCCGCCGAAAUGGCCAUGAAAUGCCAGACGAACCAGAUCUAAGGAGCUCCCCAUCUCCAUCCAGCAGCACGGAGUUGGAACCAGGCCUUCAUGCAAGUGCACUUGGGACACCACCACGUUUCGUCAGCGAUGAUAGCCCCCAGAGCCCACAGAUCACACCUGUACCUCUUCUUGAAGCAGAGCACCAGAGCCAACAGAGCUCACCUGUACCUCCUGUUCAAGCAGAAUAUGAGCACGGAGAUCGCCAGCCGGCAUUCAUGGAACCACAUGCACGUCAUGGAUCGAGUCUGCAAAUUGACGCGCCACAAAUGCAUCAGAGCCAAGAAAGUAUGCGAGUACCUCUUGUUGAAGCUAGGUAG
This is a messenger RNA of Rhipicephalus sanguineus (brown dog tick), 762 nucleotides long. RefSeq lists its product as uncharacterized. Lineage: Eukaryota; Metazoa; Arthropoda; Arachnida; Ixodida; Ixodidae. The record is from RefSeq and is a predicted model, not a curated record. The transcript is spliced from 8 exons. The coding region runs from base 385 to 762 and encodes 125 amino acids.